UUUCCGAAGAGGCGGCUAGUAGCAUUACGCAUCUUCCGCUAGGUGGGUCUCGGUGUGGUACUUUGUGUCCGAGUCUUAUAUAACUUUAUAAAAGUUAAACAUUAAAUGUCUAUUCAGUUUCUAUAAACUUCAAGGAGUGAUGAAGUUACAUUCCACAAGGCUUUGGAUCUUUGUGUUUAUACAGUCAGUGAUCUGCCAGGAUCUCAUUUUGGAAGGCAUCAUUAAAAAAAGCAUCCUGCUGCCCUGCUCCUCCAGUAAGCCUCCACCACUGGAAGUUUUCUGGAGGGACAAAAACAGCACAAAUGUGCUGAACAUCAAUGAAGGAAAGCCUGACCUGGAAAGCCAGGACAAGAGCUAUAAAGAUCGAGUGUCCUGGUCCGAAACAGAGUUCAAGAGAAAGAACUUCUCCAUCAUCUUGGAGAACCUGAGCAAAGAGGAUAAUGGAAACUUUGAGUGCAUCGUCUUUUCUGGUGAUGAUGGUGGAACAAAAACCAAGAUAAAGUUGGAGGUGAUGAACUCAGCAAGUUGUGUCUCCAGCAGUCGGCUCGUCCUGCAGACGUUGGUCCUCUCUGCUCUCAGUCUGAUCAUCUACUUCUAACAGGAAGUUUAAGUGUCACUGUUCUGCUACUUUCAAUCAUUAUUUAUUCACAUAUUAUCUUCGGCUUUGAGCAGCUAAUCAACAUUUCUCUACUGUUAAACGGUCCUCCACCUGUUACCUGUCAUUUUAUCUCCAUAGGAGUUAAAAACUGAAGGCUGAUGAAGAAAACUGAUGAAACCAGAACGUGAAGUGUUCUGGUCUAAUCUCUGAUCUGGGCUGCUUUCUUUUUUAUUUCUGUAACAGAAGGUCAAGAGUUCAAGUUAAUCCUUCAUAAACCACAGGAGCUGUUCCUGUUGCAGAAUCACCGUUAAGUUUACUUUGUUUGUGGAUGGGAAUGUUUUCAAAUGAAGGACAGUAAUAAAAAAAUUCUUCUAACAUUGAACAGGUUCAAACACUAAUUACACAGCAUAAAUUAAAGCGUCAUAAUUAAAUUCCAACUCAACCUCCACAUUUAAGUGAGGAAAAACUCCAUCUUUAAACUCAUAAAUCUGCUUGAUUCAGACAUUUUGUUCUCAUCACCAAGAGUCUGAGCUCCAGCAUGUAGAAAACAGGAAUUCAGCAGCAGCAGGAGGUUAACCAUAAGCAGAAAAGGUCCUUCUGUCAAAAUGUUUAAGUUGAUGCAGAUUAAACUCUGAUUACAGUUACAGUUAGAAAACCAUCAUCUGGGCUGAACCUUAAUCUGAAGCCUGCUAAUUUAGCAUUUUGCACAUUUGCGUUUGUUAUUGUUAAGUGGUCGUCUGGGUUUUAUCCUUAUUUGUGUUUCAUGUUCAUCUAUAGCAGUUUGGGAUCAGGGGAAUUUUUCCCUCCAGAAAGUCAAAGGUUGACAGAAAACAAACUUUCUACAUAUCCAAUCAAACGUAACAUCACUCACACAGAAAUGAUCAUAACUGAGAAUGCUCAGUUUGUUUAGAAGGUUUGUUUUUCAGUUUUGUGAAAAUUUAUUAUAAAAUACAUUUUUUUUUUUAAGAUCUACAAUUCAAAGUCAGUUUUUCUUUGCUGAUGUCAUAAACAGAUUGGGCCAUAUUUCCAUUUUGUCACAUUUUUGUUUCCAGUUAAAAGUAUUACAUAAGAAAAUGACAAAUCUUCCUUAUUUCUGAUCAGGCACCUGAUUCUGUGACCGUUACAUAUGUUAUAAAUUGUUUAAGUCUGUUUUUACAUCCUUGAAGCAAACAUGCUGUGUUCUCCUCAGCUUCCUCCUAUUUCAGGAGGAAGCUGUUUAAUCUCUGAUAACAGAAAGUAAAAAUCAGUUACAUUUUAACUUUACACUUUAUAUUUUUUGCAAAAAAAAAAGGUUUUUUGUUUUGUUUUCUUUUAACCCUGCAUUCUGUUAAGAUGACCACCAAAACUAUAUAAAGCAAAUCAGGGUAAUAGCAGAAAGAUAUUCUCUGUUUUUUAGUUUCCCAUUAAACUUUAAUUUAUUAGCAAAUUCUGCUUAAUGCAAGACUGUACCCUGUUUUUUAUUUAUUAAUAUGGGGAUAUACCUUUGAAGAUGAGGUGUAAAAUCUGAUGACAGAUCAUUGUUUGAUGGAAAAUGCAUGUUUUAUGAAGACCAGAUGUUUUUGAUGACCAAAUGAAGAUUUUUUGUAUUUGAAGAGAACAGUGAUCAGUGGAUCCUUAAAGUUUGUCUUUAAUGUAGUCUACUUAACCAUGUCAGCAGAAUAAAACUGAUUGUGUGAAAAAU
Messenger RNA from Poecilia reticulata (guppy), 2279 nucleotides. NCBI's taxonomy places the organism in Eukaryota, Metazoa, Chordata, Actinopteri, Cyprinodontiformes, Poeciliidae. The record is from RefSeq and is a predicted model, not a curated record.